CAGCCAGUAGUGAGACCCCCAACUGUAACAGUCCACCUGGGCAAUUAUCAUGGCCUCACUAGCCUCGAUUGCCUUGGCUCGUCACUUGGUCGUCGCUAUUAUUAGCCUGAGCACGAACGCUGGCCAUGCGGCUGAGUGUCGUAGCCCGCACCUCCUGCAACCACCACACCCGUCGAUGGACCCAACACAUCUGCGGCCAGGGAGGUCUCUCUUUUAAUAGCCUUACGGCUCAUCGGUCGAAGCAUCUCGAUUGCUAGCAUAUAAACCCCACUCGACCUCUAGAAAAUGUGCUGUAUUGUGAGACUGUAUAUAUUGGUAGACACUUUACUCCCAACAAGUCUUCGACGAUCUCUUCAUACACAAAUAUUCCCAUCUAUCAUUUGAAUUUAACUUCCUAAAUACCAUAGCAUGGCUUCCAAACCCAGCACAGCAUCACUCGACCGCGAUGAGAAGGUGGAUGAGGGCCAGGUUGCCUGCUCUCCUACACAGUGGGCACAGAUGGUCCUUCAGUCCCAAUCAAUCGCUGUCAAAGACCCAAAGAAGAACAAUAAAGUAUGGGAUUUCGGAAUCAAGGAAAACGCCUUCGCUUCAGGCUCGGAAAUGAAGCAGGUAGACUAUUUGCGUCUACGUGUUCUUUGGUAUACAUGGACGGACCAAUAUACCUUCCGAUCUUACAUGCGAAACAAUCCAGCCCUACUCAACGACAACCAGCAAAGCACACCCUAUACCGGGUACAUCACCCCCGAGAAUGACCACAUUGCCGACGUGAUAUACAAUGCUAUCAAGCCGAAACUGGAAGGCUACUUGUGUGAUAUCCUACGGGUUAAGAACGGCCAAGGGGACGCUACCCGGCCCUCGGGAGACUGUGACAUGUUCUACAUGGCCCGAUACUGGCAAGGCCUGGUCGCACUCAAGCUUAAGGAAGUGUACGACGAUGACGACCAGAAGAAGUAUUUCAGAGGAAAGGUCCGCAAGAGUGAGAUAGGAACUGCGAGGGCCCCAGGCCCAUCUCUGCCGCCGCAGACACCAAGAACACAGACGCAACCACGUCAGCCACAGGAUGGCUUCGGCACCCCAGCCCUUGAUCCGGCUCGGGCAUCCGCGGGAGGUCUUCAGAAUCCCGCCACCGCUGACGAGACAUAUGUCAACACGGCACUCCUCCUCCUGCUACAAACCGUCACGAGGCUGAUGACUGAUCUGCAAGAAUCUGACCGGAGCCGAAGCAGGUCCCGGGGCAGACCGACCACCACCGGAAACAGCCCCCCGAAGACUCCAUCACGCAUUCCCUCGGAGACCCCCUCAAACAGCUCCCGAGGCAGACCGAACACCACCGGAAACAGCCUUCCGAAGACUCCAUCACGCAAUCCCUCAAAGACCCCCUCAAACAGCUCCCCAGGACCCGCCGCCAGACGACCUCCAGGAAGGAAAGCCGACGCCGUGAGCAGCCAGCCGACGACCACCGUUGCUAUCCGCCCGGCCAGCAAGCCCGCGGGCCAGGACCAUACCAGGCCUUCCAGCAGUCACUCUAACCCUAGAUCGCACAGUGCUGCCCGCGUCACGAGGCAGACCGACCCAUCCCCAGCCGGCGAGCCGCACGCCACGGCUCCCGGCUCGACAGACACCAAAGGGCAAGACGACGACAAGGGCGAGUCCCCCGACCCCCUGGCUGAGGCCCUGUCCCGGAUCAGCGGCCUCCGCCACCUCGACUGGCUGGCCGACCGCCUCGCGCUGAACCUCCUCGACAGGUCCUCCAAGACCACCUCGCCGAGGAAGCUCAUGGAGGCCCGGGUCGACGGCUACCUAUGCCGGCGGGACUUUGUCGUCGACCCGGGCAGGGACGGCCAGCUGGCCCCCCGCUUCAACCAGUACCCGCUCGCCAUCAUCGAGGCCAAGCCUUUCACGCGGCUGUCCGCGCUAUCUUCUAUCCGCUGGCAGGAGAGCGCCGAGAUCGCCUCUUGGGUCUCGGGCCUCGACGAGGCGUACGAGGAUGUUGGUCUGCUCCAGUCCUCCACGAGUGGGAGGAAACGGCGGCUGCUCAUCUCCCAGGAUAGACACGAGCUGUGGAUCAUCAUCGCCGAGUACGGCGACGAAUGGAAGCACUACAUCCGGGGAAACAAGCUGGUGAAGCCCCCGGGCUUCAACCAGUCCCAAGAUGUUAAGGAUCUCGCCGGAUCAGAAGGCUUUGUGUCCCUGGCCCAGGAGGCCGACCCCGGGAGGUUCGACGACAUGAUGGCCAAAGCCGAGGAGGCCCGCGGGGCGAGGCCGCGUAGCACGAGGGCCUCGCGGGGCCCCAGCCUUGAGCUGCCGGGGCCUGAGUAUUUCUGUAUCAUGCAGCAGUGGGGCCCCUACAAGACCGAGGAUGCCGCCGCCAUGGACAACUUCAUCAGGAGGCUGAUUGGGUUGCAGGUGCAGCUGCUGAGCAAAUGGCCUAGCAGCCGGUUCCAGAACCCAUCCCCGCAUCGAUGAGCUAGGAAUCACGGGUGCUGGCUUUGGAGACCUAUGUGUGUGUUUGAUGCCGGUCGCAGCGACCAAGACAUGUGAAGAUAAUGUCGGGAGAACUAGGGGUUAAUAUGCCCCCACUGUGAUAUUAUUCAAGCAAGUCUUUGACUAGAUUGUAGUUUACUGUACCUGGAGUUUUG
Molecule: messenger RNA, 2639 nt
Organism: Diaporthe batatas
Lineage: Eukaryota; Fungi; Ascomycota; Sordariomycetes; Diaporthales; Diaporthaceae
Exons: 2
Coding region: 409-2466 (685 amino acids)
Source: RefSeq, a predicted model, not a curated record